Penicillium cosmopolitanum is the source of this 312-nucleotide messenger RNA. RefSeq lists its product as uncharacterized. The transcript has a single exon. Lineage: Eukaryota; Fungi; Ascomycota; Eurotiomycetes; Eurotiales; Aspergillaceae. The coding region runs from base 1 to 312 and encodes 103 amino acids. The record is from RefSeq and is a predicted model, not a curated record.
AUGGUAUCCAUGGAUCCAUCAGUCAAGGACUACAAUGAAACUCUCCGAAAGGUAAAUCGAACAUCAUCCCGACCCAAGGGCCCGGAAUCCAAUCCAUUUGUGCCAGAGCUCACAAUAUAUAUUCAGAUAUCAAGGAGUCUUGAAAAUGCUUUUGAAACAUUCGGCUCUUCCUCAGUCCAAUACCAUGCCAUCCUUGAACUCCUCCAUGACUGUCUACGGGAUAUCGAGGAAGCAAAGAAAACACCAGUCCAACCAACCGUCGACCCGGAUGUACUCAGCUUAGCGAUGGGAUUCCUGAAGAUUGCAGAAUAG